CCUAAGUAUGCAUCUGAACGUUGGUGAUGCACCACACAUUCCUACACCUUCAAUUGUCAACUCCAGUUCUAUUGUCACCAGAACCCUCCCAAACAUCUCAGCAACAUCUUCAAACAUCCCGAGAACAAUAUCAAAACUCUCAGCAGCAUUUUCAAAAUUCUCCACUGAAUUAAUUAGAUCUGAAGACAUCAGUGCUCCCUCUUCAUUAACACCAGGUCUGACGGUGUGGACCAGUGUUGGUCUGGUAGUCAUGGUGACAGUGGUAGGACUGGUUCCGCUCCUGUUCUACAGAAAGAGAGGAGUCAGGAGACAAACAAAUCCACCACAAACUACACAACACAUGAAUUCUCCCCCAAAUAUGGAUGAGGCUGAUUACGGGGAGAUCAAUGAGGCAGAAAUACAGACAGACCCAAACCCUUUGUUCAUCUCUCCAGUCUAUUCCACAGUCAACAAACAAACCACGACUACAACCUACCCUGAUGGUCGUCCAUCUACAACCUACCCUGCUGGUCGUCCAUCUACAACCUACCCUGCUGGUCGUCCCUCUACAACCUACCCUGCUGGUCGUCCAUCUACAACCUACCCUGGUGACGGUAGCUUUCCCGAACAUCCGGGAUGUUCCACUCAUUUUCUAGAUUGUCUCAACUACAUUGAUAUACCUAAAGAUUCUGGAGUCUCCUCAAUCCCUCCAACAGCUGGUGGAACCCAGGAUGUUUCCGUCUACUCUACUGUCCAGUUUCCCAAAGACAAUGUAAAACAUAAGAGAAGCCCUGACGUUCACAUCUCCAAAGACAUUAUGAAAGAGGCAAUCUAUUCCACAGUCCAGCAACGUAAAAUGUUGUAGGACUAUAGAAUCUACCUUCUGACUGCUAUGUAAAUACAUCUGCAAAUGCAACUUGGUUUCCAUCACACUGGAAAAACAUUUUAAUCAGAGUAAUAUAUUAGAACCAACUGUAUUAUCAUUGAAAGGUACAAGUACUGAGCAGUACGAGUCAUUUGAAAUCUACUUUUUUGAUAAAUGUCCUUAGUUUUCCUUGAAGAUAAGCUGAAAUCAUUUAUGAAAAACAUGUCUCUAUGAACUAGGAUUUUGCUAGAUUAUCUGUAAAUAGGCCCCAGGUUAAAAAUAGCAAACUUAUCCCAAGAUAUUUAAGAUAUCAGACAUCAAACAUUUGUAGAUAAAAAAAGCACAGUAUGAAUAUUUAGUGAACUUUUUUUGUGAAUAUUUAGUGAAAAUG
Esox lucius (northern pike) is the source of this 1235-nucleotide messenger RNA. RefSeq lists its product as uncharacterized. The record is from RefSeq and is a predicted model, not a curated record. Bases 8 to 844 code for a protein of 278 amino acids. Lineage: Eukaryota; Metazoa; Chordata; Actinopteri; Esociformes; Esocidae. The transcript has 4 exons.